CGCAACGAGACAAAUGCGGGUAAUCGUCUCCAAGAAUGCCUUCCGUCUUCUGGUCGCCGGCACCGUGUCGAAAAGUGCCCCAGCGCAGUCUUGUCAAGCACUCUUCCUCCUAAACUCUCCAGCAUGAUGUCUCUACCGCUCCUCGAGAUCUCCCAUAGCCCCCGAACCCGAAGCCACUGCGAGGUUGCUUCACACUUGCCACACUCCCUUUUGAUUCACUAGCCCUCAGUCUGAGGUGAUCUCGUCUUCGAAUCCUUCCAAUUUCAACAACACCUUUCGUCGCGUGCUACGGCGUGUAAAACACCCGAACCACUCUAACGCCGUAUGGGAUGAUUGCCUAGAUGUUAGACUACAUAAAGAUUUUGCUGAGAAAGUCGGGACUGAUCGGGCGCGCAUGGCACAUCUGAGUUUCAGAGAUAUUGGAUCAAGAGUGCGGAGCUGACUAUGUGCCAGAUCAGCUGAACACUGCGUCCAAAAUGUGUGGCAUUAUCGCUUUGAUCCUCGCCAACUCCUCGUCCACCUCUGUCACGAUCGACCUACACGAAGCCCUCUACCUCCUCCAACAUCGUGGUCAAGAUGCUUGCGGUAUCGCUACGUGUGCAGCAGGGGGAAGAAUAUACCAGUGCAAGGGAAAUGGCAUGGCAGCAAAAGUUUUCCAUGACGGCGCCAGAAUCGUUGACCUGCCGGGCUUCAUGGGCGUGGGUCAUUUGAGAUAUCCAACGGCCGGGAGUAGCGCAAACGCCGAGGCCCAGCCCUUCUACGUCAACAGCCCGUACGGUAUUUGUUUGGCGCACAAUGGCAACUUGAUCAAUGCUCCAGAGUUGAAAAGGCAUCUGGACAUCGAGGCUCACAGACACAUCAAUACAGACAGUGACAGUGAGUUGAUGCUGAACAUUUUUGCCAACGAAUUGAAUGAGACUGGCAAGGCUCGUGUGAACGAUGACGAUGUCUUUGCGGCUCUCAGCAGGAUGUACGAUAAAUGUAAGGGUGGCUGGGCAUGUACGGCUAUGAUCGCAGGUUAUGGAUUGAUUGGCUUCCGAGAUGCUUUUGGCAUUCGGCCCUUGGUGUUAGGAUCGAGAGAUUCCGUGGACGGUUCUGGCAAGGACUACAUGAUGGCUUCAGAGUCUGUUGCUCUGGCUCAACUGGGAUUUGAUAUUAUUCGUGACAUCCUGCCUGGCGAGGCCGUCAUCCUCCAGAAGGGCCACGAGCCUCAUUUCCGGCAAGUUCAGCAGCGCAAGGGAUAUGCGCCCGACAUUUUCGAAUACGUCUACUUUGCGCGCCCUGACUCGGUCAUGGAUGGGAUCAGCGUACACCGCAGUCGACAACAUAUGGGUGCCCGACUUGCCGAAGAGGUCAAGAGAGUGCUUAGUCCUCAAGAGCUAGCCGACAUCGAUGUGGUCAUUCCCAUACCCGAGACCUCGGUGACUUCGGCCUCAGUGGUGGCCAAAAUGUUGGACAAAGAAUAUUGUCAAGGAUUUGUCAAGAACAGAUAUGUUUUCCGCACCUUUAUCAUGCCAGGACAGAAGGCCAGGCAAAAGGGUGUAAGACGGAAACUGAAUGCGAUGGCAAUGGAGUUCAGGGAUCGAAAUGUCCUUUUAGUGGACGACAGUAUUGUCAGAGGUACGACAAGUCGGGAGAUUGUGACCAUGGCACGAGAGGCUGGUGCCAAGAAGGUUCAUUUUGCCAGCUGUGCUCCUCCUAUCACUCAUGCCCACAUCUACGGAAUUGAUUUGGCAUCGCCUCUGGAGUUGGUCGCACACAACCAUCACGGGGCAGAGGCGAUUGCCAAGCACAUCGGGGCAGAUAGUGUCAUCUACCAAACAUUGGACGAUCUGAAAGCCGCAUGUAUUGACGCAGCUCGAGAAGCCAACAGCCGCGAUGCACCUACCGAUUUCGAGGUGGGCGUCUUCUGCGGGUCUUACAUCACUCCAGUUGACGAAGGAUAUUUCGAGCAUCUGGAAAGAGUUCGAGGGCAGACUCGGAAAUCAAAGGUUAUGGACGAAGCCCGACGAGCUGUCGCCCAAGGUGUCGCCGGAGAAGACCAGAUCACCAUGGCUACCAAUGGAGCUGUUGUCACAGAACAAGGCAAUGUGGUGCCAGCAGCGAAUGGUGAUUCUCGCAAGUCACCCAUCCAAGUCAACGGGUUCGAUGCCUCAAGUCACGAGCCACACCAGGACGAGAGUCCAACUGUUCGUGAUCGAAUGGAUAUCAGCUUGCACAAUCUGGGAGAUUUUCCUCAUUGAGAUCAGCAAUUCAAAUAGUGAUGGGCGUCUGGACUUUGCAAGGCCUAUUGCAUGAUGGACCUGCAGGCGGGUGGUUUGUCUGGUUGGUCAUAUGCCUUGCAGAUUCGAAUGGUGACAAGACUACCCAAGUUUGAAAAGUAUGCAGAACAUGCAGAAUCAGCUCACUUGACCCUCCUUGCA
This is a messenger RNA of Exophiala xenobiotica, 2423 nucleotides long. RefSeq names its product amidophosphoribosyltransferase. The record is from RefSeq and is a predicted model, not a curated record. NCBI's taxonomy places the organism in Eukaryota, Fungi, Ascomycota, Eurotiomycetes, Chaetothyriales, Herpotrichiellaceae. Gene Ontology annotation, molecular function: amidophosphoribosyltransferase activity. The coding region runs from base 477 to 2243 and encodes 588 amino acids. The transcript has 2 exons. Gene Ontology annotation, biological process: purine nucleotide biosynthetic process; purine nucleobase biosynthetic process. Gene Ontology annotation, cellular component: cytoplasm.